Molecule: messenger RNA, 526 nt
Organism: Acanthoscelides obtectus
Lineage: Eukaryota; Metazoa; Arthropoda; Insecta; Coleoptera; Chrysomelidae
Source: the annotation of a GenBank genome assembly
UAACCAUAACCCUAUUUUAUGGUUGAUAUAAAAGAAAAAUGUAAUAAAAACCGUGUGACGUGUAGUAAAGUACAAAAUAAAAGGAAAAGUGAAAAGUUAAAAAGAACGUGGUCGUGGUUCGUGGUGUUAAAUAUUUGUUGGCGCCAUUUGACACAAUUUAGUACAUAGUACAAUACAUGUUUUUUUGAAUAUUUGUAACAAUGGAAAGAUUCUUGUUAAACAGAGGGAACAAUCAGAAUAAUGCUGAACCCCAACCGAGUAACUCAAAAGAAAGGUCUGAAUCCGAAGAUACCCAGGGUGAAGAUGAAGUUUCUGUGAAUGUGAAGACUUCCAGAGAAAGACAAACAACUUCUAAAAUGAAAAGAAAGCGUGUGUCAGCUGUAUGGGACUAUUUCAAAAAUUAGCUAAGUGUAUUAAAUGUGGAAAAGAAUACAAAACAAGUCGCGCCACAAGUAUUUUUUUAGAUAAGCGGCAAGGCGUUACCCCCUAUGGACGAAUGUGCCAUUAAAUAUCUAUGUGUUCCAGC